GACCCAAUCAUCACGCUGAAAGUCAAAAACACCGCUGGUGGUACUGAUAACAUUCAUGUUCACCAAAGUGUCCUUUGCCAGAGCUCAAGUUUCUUUCAAAACGCCAUGAAAAAGGAGUGGGCUGGCUCGAAAGAUAAACCCCAUGUCAUCAAUCUUCCUGAGGAUUGCACGGAAACGGUCAAAAUAUACAUUGAAUGGCUUUACUCGAAUGAAAUUCCAGCCAAGCUAUACAUGACGCACAAAGCAAACAAAAGUAAUGGUGAACAGGAGGCCAGAGAAGCGGAGAAAAACUUCAUUGUGCUUGCGAAAGCAUACAUCUUCGGAGAAAAGAUCAUCGAUUCAGUUUUCACGGAAGAGGUCUCGGAGAAGAUGCAAGAGAUCCUAGCUACCAGUAUGGGCUGGCCUACAGCAGAGUGUGUCAAGAUGAUUUACGAAUGGACCCCUUCGAAUUCUCCACUUCGGCGUUUGAUUACUUCAAACCUUGAAGAUACGUUGUGGGAAGACGAACUGAAUAGCGGUAUUCUUGAUUUUCUUGAUACGUAUCCUCAACAAGCUCUGGUAGAUGCAUUGAAAGCCAUAGUUGGAACGCGCCCGCCCCCCUGA
Molecule: messenger RNA, 603 nt
Organism: Bipolaris zeicola 26-R-13
Lineage: Eukaryota; Fungi; Ascomycota; Dothideomycetes; Pleosporales; Pleosporaceae
Exons: 1
Molecular function (GO): protein binding
Source: RefSeq, a predicted model, not a curated record